CAAACCCAUUUGGAUUUCUCUUGACCUCGAGGACGAACGAAUAACAACGUACGCUCGGGAUCCAAGCAGAGAGGAAGCUAACAUACUGAGUUGACGAAAACGCUAUGCAUGACAUAUCAUGUGGGUAUAUGUGCAUUCGCGUGUAUGUGGGUUCGUUCAUCCAAAGUCGACGUUGAUUAAUAUGCCUUCUUUACUAUUUUUCCGUCUACUCGCUACACAUUUUUCCUCCAUUCCCCCACCUUUGCGCUUUGAGGAGAAGAACUCAAAUCUCCUUGCUCGGCUCGUGAGACAGAUAAAUGGAACGUUGAUUCCAUGUUUCUCUAUACAUGUUGGCGGGAUAUCAAAGUCGUUUAAUAUACACCUGGGGGUACUUGAUAGCCACCACUUGAAUGAAGUAGGAGAAAGCAUAAUGACGGUUCUUGAUAUCAACGUCGAAACCACAAGUUUAUGUGAAUGGUAUUCAAUAUGUAUAUCAGUAAGAUUUCUAUAUAAACAACAAGAUUAUUCUAUACAGAAAAUUGUUAUGCCUUUUUCCACACACUCACAACGUAUAUAUACACCCGUGCAAUGCAUAUACACAUUUUCCAUCCCCCGACCAGGCAUUAUAUCUGUACAUUUCCAUGCCCAUAUGCGAAAUUGUGUCGUAGGUACUGUGCUACCUUAUGGUUCACAAGCAAAAGGUAAAUACAAAAAGAGCGCCGUUUUCCCCGAUGCUUCGUCGUGA
This is a messenger RNA of Periconia digitata, 724 nucleotides long. The record is from the annotation of a GenBank genome assembly. NCBI's taxonomy places the organism in Eukaryota, Fungi, Ascomycota, Dothideomycetes, Pleosporales, Periconiaceae.